Messenger RNA from Penicillium expansum, 642 nucleotides. RefSeq lists its product as uncharacterized. NCBI's taxonomy places the organism in Eukaryota, Fungi, Ascomycota, Eurotiomycetes, Eurotiales, Aspergillaceae. The record is from RefSeq and is a predicted model, not a curated record. Bases 1 to 642 code for a protein of 213 amino acids. The transcript is spliced from 2 exons.
AUGCACCUCCAAACCCUCCUUCUCUCCCUAACCCUAACCCUCACCCUCCAAACAACCGCAACACCACUCCCACUCUCCCUCCUCACCCGCGACGCAGCCCUAACGGAAUCCCAACUCAUCACCAUCGCCCCCUCAUCCAAAUCCUGCACAGACGCGCCAGCAGAAGGCGAAUGCGCCACAGCAAAACAAGCAGCUAAAUUCACGUCCCAAUCUUUCGAUACAUACAAAGUUACCUCGAAAGCCGAGCAAGCUGCUGUGGUCAGUCUGAUGGCGUUUGAAAGUGGUGAUUUCAAAUAUAAUAAGAACCAUUUCCCCGGCGUUGCUGGACAGGGCACACGCAACAUGCAAUCCCCAUCCUUCAAUAAGAAAUACGCCUCCUCCCUACCAGAACUGCAAGACAAACUCCCAAGCGUCAGCAACAGCCCGGCAGAUCUACUUGAUCUCCUGCGCAGCGACGGUGCAACGGACUUUGGUUCCGGUGCCUGGUUCCUUACUACGCAGUGCUCGAAGGAGGUACGGAGUUCGCUUGCUGAUGGUUCGGAGGCCGGGUGGCAGAGGUUUAUCUCGGAUUGUGUGGGGACUUCUGUUACGGAUGAACGGAAGGAGUAUUGGGAGAGGGCUGUUAAGGCUAUUGGUGUUUAG